UCGCAGUGUGAGGCUGCCUUUGAUCCCAGUUCGGGUAAACACCCCAGAACAAUCUGCUUUUGCAUUGGGGUGAGGAGCUGCACCCACAGAUGUGGACGGUUCCUGCUGCACUCGCAGGUGGCUAAAACACCAGAAACCCCUGGCAAAGACCACAUGAGAACCAAGGGCAUGGAGAAGGCCAAAGCAAUGCCAGAGAUGACCAGCCCACCUCCCAGGUCGAGGAACCGGCCGCCUCCAGCCCCUCCUCUGGGCUCUCGCUUCAUCCCGCUCAUUGUCCACGCUGGGGACCGUCCCCUCAGCUCCCUGGACUUCGUGUUCUACCGGCCCCAGUGGCCCAACUCGCUGGCCCCGUUCUGCACCUCGCAGAAACCCUUCUGUGGCUUCCGCUUCCAGGAGAGCGCCAGCCACGGCCGGCGGCGCCUCGGCGUGGAGAGCACAGAGCCCAUGAAGUGGAGAUCCUUCCACGGCCCCAAACCGUAG
Molecule: messenger RNA, 480 nt
Organism: Poecile atricapillus (Black-capped chickadee)
Lineage: Eukaryota; Metazoa; Chordata; Aves; Passeriformes; Paridae
Gene: CIMIP3
Product: ciliary microtubule inner protein 3
Exons: 2
Coding region: 154-480 (108 amino acids)
Source: RefSeq, a predicted model, not a curated record